Molecule: messenger RNA, 1818 nt
Organism: Eublepharis macularius
Lineage: Eukaryota; Metazoa; Chordata; Lepidosauria; Squamata; Eublepharidae
Gene: ERCC6L2
Product: ERCC excision repair 6 like 2
Exons: 13
Coding region: 163-1818 (551 amino acids)
Molecular function (GO): ATP binding; ATP-dependent chromatin remodeler activity
Source: RefSeq, a predicted model, not a curated record
GACAGAAGGCUUCCCUCGCCCGGUGUUGCCUUUGAAUUGUCCAUCGAUGGGGAUUAUAUCCCUUAUACAAUUAAUAGGUACCUGCGUGAUUAUCAAAGGGAAGGUGCCCUCUUUUUGUAUGGACACUAUAUUCAUAAACGUGGAUGUAUUCUUGGAGAUGACAUGGGCCUUGGGAAGACGAUACAGGUUAUUUCAUUUCUGGCUGCAGUACUAAAUAAAAAAGGGACGCGUGCAGAUAUUGAAAACAACAUGCCUGAUUUUUUGUUAAGAACAAUGAAAAAAGAAAAGCCAUCUGUUCUAAAGAAUACUUUCCUGAUUGUGACCCCUCUUUCUGUGCUUUAUAAUUGGAAAGAAGAAUUGGACACGUGGGGUUAUUUCAGGGUUAUAGUUUUGUAUGGCAGUAGAAAGGACUAUGACCUUAAUCGAAUCAAACAGGGGAAAUGUGAGAUUGUGCUAACUACAUAUAAGACUCUUCACCAAUAUUUGGAUGAGCUCAACAGCCUAAAAUGGUCAGCUAUCAUUGUAGAUGAAGUGCAUAGAAUCCGGAAUCCCAAGGCUCAGAUAACUCAAACCAUGAAAGCACUAACAUGUAGUGUUCGAAUAGGACUCACUGGGACAAUUCUACAGAACAACAUGAAAGAACUUUGGUGUGUCAUGGACUGGGCUAUACCAGGACUUCUGGGUAGUGAAGCUCGAUUCAAGAAGGAGUUUUCUGAUCCAGUAGAGCAUGGCCAGAGGCACACAGCAACUAGAAGAGAGUUAGCAACAGGACGAAAGGCAAUGCAGAGGCUGGCUCAGAAAAUGGGUGGUUACUUCUUAAGGCGCACAAAGUCUCUUAUUAACGACCAGUUGCCUAAGAAGGAAGACAGAAUGGUAUAUUGUUCUCUAACGGAGUUCCAGAAAGCAGUUUAUGAGGCUGUAUUGGAGACAGAAGAUGUACACUUGGUUCUCCAAGCGCGGGAACCAUGUAGGUGCAACAGUGGGCGUAAGAGGAAGAAUUGUUGCUACAAAACAAAUGUGCACGGUGAAACAAUGCAAGCCUUGUAUUUUAGUUACCUGACAAUCCUUCGUAAGAUUGCUAAUCAUGCUGCUCUGUUACAAACGGAAAACACUAGCAAACAGCAGGAAUCCCAUAUCACAAGGGUGUGCAACCAAGUGUUUUCUAAGUUUCCUGAUUUCAUGCAGCUUAGCAAAGAUGCAGCCUUUGAAACCAUUUCUGAUCCGAAGUAUAGUGGGAAAAUGAAGGUUCUGCAGAAACUUUUAAAUCACUUUAGGAAGAACAAGGAUAAAGUGCUCCUUUUUUCCUUUUCUACCAAGUUACUUGAUGUGCUGGAACAAUAUUGUAUGGCAUCUGGGCUAGAUUACCGAAGACUGGAUGGAAAUACAAAGGCAGAGGACAGGGUCAGGAUAGUAAAAGAGUUCAACAGCAUGGAAGAAGUUAACAUUUGCCUCGUUUCUACAAUGGCUGGUGGAGUAGGACUCAAUUUCACUGGUGCCAAUAUAGUUAUACUGUUUGACCCCACAUGGAAUCCAGCUAAUGAUCUUCAGGCCGUUGACAGAGCUUACAGGAUUGGUCAGUCCAGGGAUGUGAAAGUCUUUAGAUUAAUCUCUUUGGGAACAGUGGAGGAGAUGAUGUACUUACGACAGGUUUACAAACAGCAACUACAUUGUGUAGUAGUGGGAAGUGUAAAUGCAAAGCGGUAUUUUGAGGCAGUGCAAGGAUCAAAAGAUCAUCAAGGAGAACUUUUUGGUAUUAGUAAUCUUUUCAGAUUACAGGACCAUGGAUUGUGUCUUACAAAACAGAUUCUGGAGGUAUGA